AUGGUGAUGAACAGUCAAAUGGGAGAGAGAAUUACCAACAAUGCACAACAACCAAUGAGUGCAUGCUCUCAAAAUUCUAAUUCAUAUAGAGGACAGAGUGGUUAUGGACAAUCCACUGGUCAAUCACAAAUGAUCAAACGUCAACAACAACAAUCAAGACCAAUACAAGCUUACUUCCCACCACAAGGUCAUCAACAAUAUGGAAAUCCUGAACAACACCCAGUUUAUGAACCACCUCAAUAUUACGAUAACAUAGGAUGGGGUGAAAAUGUACCAGACAGUUAUGAGCCUGUUGGUGGGCCAUAUGCAUAUGAUGAGUACGCUGAAGAACAGGAUAUGGGUGGUGAUGAUAAUAUAGAGAAACGUGAAGUGAAAUAA
Messenger RNA from Schistosoma rodhaini, 378 nucleotides. NCBI's taxonomy places the organism in Eukaryota, Metazoa, Platyhelminthes, Trematoda, Strigeidida, Schistosomatidae. The record is from the annotation of a GenBank genome assembly.